AUGGGCAAUUUCGAUAAUGAUUUUGACGUGACCUUGAGGUUAGGAGCCGCAAAUUUCCAGGCCGAUGACUACCUCAUGCUUCUUGUGGUGGUGAGUAAUGCCUCCAGGAAACAUGAACAAGAAAGCAUUUUACUAAUCUUCCGUCACUCAAAGGUACUCUAUACUGCUCUCAUAGUCUGCCUGAAUAUGAUCUCAGACGGCGGAGGAUCUAAUCUAUAUCCGCCGGGGCUAGAGAAGAGCUUCACAGCCAAAGACAUCCAGGACCGCAUCUAUGGCUCCAAAGUCGUCGUGGUUUCGGAGCAGGUGAUGCUGAAUUUGAUAUACACCAUCAAAGCCUGCAUGCUUGUUAUGUAUACGCGCUUAACCCUGGGGCUCCGCGACCAACUCAUUGUUCGAUGUCUCGCGAUAUAUGUAUUCAUCGGAUGGCUCGCAACCGAGAUCGCCUUCUUCACAGCUUGUCAGCCAUUCGAAGGCUACUGGGCAAUACCGCCACCAGAUCCGCAGUGCACUACUUUGCAGAAAUAUGCAAUCGUGCAAGGGUCUUUCAAUAUCACUAGUGAUUUGGUUAUGAUAUGCAUACCUAUGCCACUCAUCCUGCGCAUGGCUCUGCCGUGGCGACAAAAGAUUGUCAUCGCGUUCAUUUUCUCCUUGGGCAUCUUCGUCAUCUUAGCCGCCCUUCUCACCAAAAUCUUCAACCUCACAGACGUAUACGAUGACAACUACAUGCUCUGGUAUGUACGGGAGGCUAGCGUAGCAGUCUACACGAGUAACCUACCGAUGAUAUGGCCACUGCUCCGCGACUGGUUCCCCUGCCUCCGUGACCUGACACCUGGCGCCGAUAGGACGGACGAGAGGCAGCCCGCAAGAGCGGGAUUGACCGGUAAAGCAAGCGGCGGUACGACGCUACGCUCGUCCUCGCUGGAGCCUGCCGCGGGCGUCCACCGAAAGGGACCGGCGUAUGAUGUCGAGAUGGCGAUCCGUGCGAUCGAGUUGGACGAUGAGUCGAAGCGCGAGAUUUAUAGGAGGAGAGAGCUCGAGGAUCAAAUUGGAGUCGGUGGAUGGCACGACAGGUCGUCCAUCGACCAGGCGAUGUGCCUCCAGUCCCCGCCGAGGAGCGUCUCGCGUGCGACCACGGUGGAAAGCGAUUUAAGGUAUCUUCAGAUGGAGCAAGAGGCUCGCGAUAUGAUAAUGAUGGGUGGAAUUCAGGUGAAAACGUCCUUCACGGUGCAAGAAGAGGUCGCGACGCCGCCACAGUCAAGCCACGGAGGACCGUCCCCGGAGCCCUGGGCGCCAGUUAAGCCCGGGUGGUGA
Molecule: messenger RNA, 1311 nt
Organism: Diaporthe batatas
Lineage: Eukaryota; Fungi; Ascomycota; Sordariomycetes; Diaporthales; Diaporthaceae
Exons: 4
Coding region: 1-1311 (436 amino acids)
Source: RefSeq, a predicted model, not a curated record